This is a messenger RNA of Neltuma alba, 2629 nucleotides long. RefSeq lists its product as uncharacterized. The coding region runs from base 41 to 2248 and encodes 735 amino acids. NCBI's taxonomy places the organism in Eukaryota, Viridiplantae, Streptophyta, Magnoliopsida, Fabales, Fabaceae. The transcript has 5 exons. The record is from RefSeq and is a predicted model, not a curated record.
ACGACGAGAUGAGCUGGCACAACAGCAUUACCGGCCGCGCAUGCAGCUGCUCCUUCCUCCUUCCUUCUUCGCCCUCAAGACUUCACAGUCAAAUUUACUCAACUCUUCAAUAUUCACAGACCCUCCCUUUGGUCACAGUUCAACAAUGCUCAGAUUCCUCCGAUCCCGUCGACGCUUCCCUUACGGAUCCUGCCUCUGUAUCGCCGUCUCUUCCCUCCUUCUUCUUCUUUUCUUUGUCUCUCUCCUUUACUCUCGCCUCUCCCGUUCUCUCCCUCACCCCCACAUCCUCCACACUCCCUUUCUUGAAGACGAAUACGACUCUUGGAGCGGAAAAAUCGAUGACGUGAUCAAUGAGAUUGAUAUUAUUGAUGUGGACCAGGACCAACAUCAACAGCAAAAAGAGCCAGCGGAUUUAGAAGACGAGUAUUCAGGGUCUGAUAGGCUGAUCAAGGAUUCUGGGUAUUUCUUUGAUCACGUAAGUGGGUGUAUAAGGAGGGCUUUUAAGAAGCGCACGAUAGAGGAAUGGGAUGAUAAUGGUGCUGGAUUUCUUGCGGGAUCCCGGAUGGAGGAGGAUCGGAGUAAGGCUGCCUUUGCUUCCGAUGAUACGCCGGUGGACGAGGACGUGAGGAGGAAAGCAGCACAGGUGACCGGAAUUGAGGACGCACUGUUGCUGAAAUUGGGAAGGAGAGUCUCGCCCCUAAGAGAAGGAUGGGGUGAUUGGUUCCAGAAAAAGGGCGAGUUUUUGAAGAAGAAUAAGAUGUUCAAGUCCAAUUGGGCUGUUCUAGACCCCAUGAGCAAUCUGAUGCUGCAAGAUCCAGAUGAAUUCAGCUUGGCCAGGUUUACAGAGGGUGACCGAAAUUCACUUAAGUGGUGGAUGAAUGAAUUUAAUAAAACCCCAUUUCUCGGUCAGAAGACUUCGGCCAGAUCCAAGGAGACCCGUGAUUCAGGCUUGCAAGAAUAUGAUGAUGAGGUUAUAAAUUAUAAUUCUACUGCUUGCAAAUGUAAGGCUACGAGUAAUAGAGAGUCAACGAGUGAGACUAAAGGAAUAGAGCGUGGAACUUUAAAUGACAAUGAGAGAAAUGGAGCAGAUAAUGUAUUUUCUUUCAAGAGUGACGGACAGUCAAGAAGUGAGGUUAAAGGUGCCGAACGUUGGAAUUUAAAUGAAAAUGCAGGUGAUGGUUCUACUGAAAAAGACAUGAAUUAUGGUAGCCAGGAGCAUCUAGGCAGUGAGGAAAAAGCCAUUGGCAAACUGGGUCGCUCAAGUGGCUCUAAGGAUGUCGCCUCUGAGAUUCAGAGGAGGCCUGAGUUUCUUAAUCAUAUAUACGCAGAUGGUAAGAGAUGGGGAUACUAUCCUGGGUUGCCUCCACAUUUAGCAUUUUCAGAAUUUAUGGAUGCCUUUUUCAGGAUGGGAAAAUGUGAUAUGAGGGUGUUUAUGGUGUGGAAUUCACCACCUUGGAUGUAUGGUGUUCGGCAUCAACGUGGGCUUGAGAGUUUACUCUACCACCAUCGAGACGCCUGUGUGGUGGUGUUCUCAGAGACAAUUGAGCUUGACUUCUUUAAAGAUAACUUUGUAAAUGAUGGCUAUAAAGUUGCUGUUGCCAUGCCAAAUCUUGAUGAACUGCUGAAGGAUACUCCAACCCACAUUUUUGCUUCCAUCUGGUUUGAAUGGAGAAAGAUAAAUUUCUAUUCAACUCAUUACAGUGAACUUAUCCGUCUUGCAGCUCUGUACAAGUACGGUGGGACCUAUCUAGACUCAGAUAUCAUUGUUUUAAAACCAAUCUCUUCCCUUAACAAUUCUGUUGGUAUGGAGGAUCACAUUGCUGGAAGUGCUUUGAAUGGUGCUGUGAUGGCAUUUAGAAGGCACAGUCUCUUCAUAAAGGAGUGCUUGAGAGAGUUCUAUUUAACGUAUGAUGAUACCAGCUUGAGAUGGAAUGGUGCUGAACUUUUGACAAGGGUUGCAGGAAAUUUUUUGAAAGGCAGGAAUAAAUAUGUUAAGCAGAUGGAGUUGAAAGAGGAGCCCUCGUAUAUUUUCUUCCCGAUUAGUUCUCAGAACAUCACAAGAUACUUUAUAGCUCCGACAUCAGAGACAGAAAAGGCUCAGCAAGAUGCUCUGUUCAGAAAAAUUUUGCACCAGUCAUUCACUUUUCAUUUCUGGAACUGCUUCACAUCUGCUCUGGUCCCAGAACCAGAAAGCCUCGCGAGUAGGCUUAUCAACUAUUACUGUAUCCGAUGCUCGGAAUUGCUAUAAAUUUCACCAAAUAACGACUACGUCCUGAUCUUGGUCCAAGUCAUGGUAACUCAUACAUCAUUAGCUAGGAAAUCUCCGAAUUUUUCACUAACAAGCAAGAAUUAUAAUCCUUGUGGCCAUAUUACUGGUCUUAGUCUUGUAGUUAAGAAGUCGGGGCCGGUCCUCGUUCGUACACACUUGUACAGUUUUGUUGUGAUGAAACACAAAGGGAGACUCUCAAACCGAGAAAGCUAAAAUUUACAAUUUUAUUGAAGAGCAUGCAUCAAAGAUGCAUCAUGGUUGGUUUAUGAUUUACCCGUAUAGUGGAACUGUGACAUGUAUAACAUGUAACUGUACAUAUUAGUACUCAAUAGCAUGAACGAAGCAAGAUUUUGAUGGUCA